CUCUCACUAAAAAAAAUGAACACCAUCCAGAAUUCUUCUUCUUCAUUCAAUGAUUUACCAGACGACAUCAUUCUCCAAAUAUUUAACAAAUUAACCAACGAUCUAAAAACCUUAUUUUUCUGCCACCAAGUUUCCAAACGUUUUUCACUAAUCGUCCUUCAAAUCCACACUAUUUCCUUUACUGCCCCUCGUCUUCUUUCAAACACUCCUGUUACCGACACAUCACCUCAAAACAACCUCUUCCAAACAUUCUUAAACGGUGUCGUUUUCAAACCCCUUAAUCUCCUCCGCCGUUUCUUCUUUUUCCUCCCAGCUACCAGACCCCUGCCACCCAUCAUCUCCUCAUUUUACGGCGAUUCCUUUCGCUCCGCCGUUUCGUUUUUAACCAAUUUCAAAACGGUGAAAUCGUUACAAAUUGAGCUUCCGUAUUCAAGCCAUAAAGGUAUUGAAAAUCUUUUAUUUAAAUGGAAUGUCGUUUUUAGUAAUCGGAUUCAAUCUUUUAUGUUUUUAUCCCCGAAUUUCGUUAGUAAUAAUCAUGAAUUAGGAAAUAAUGAUAAUAAUGAAAUAAGUAAUGAUAUGUUUAAGAAAAAAGUUCACAUAGCGUUUCAAUGUUUAAAAGAUGUGAUUGUGAGACAUAGGAUGAUGUUAUAUUUCAUUAAGGAUUUUCCGUUGUUGGAAAACGUUUGUAUUACGGAUUCUGGAAAACGGGGGAAGUUGUGUUUGAGUGGGAGGAAAGUUAGUGAUGUUAGGGAAUGGGUGAAUUCGGAUGUGAAACCGCAUUUGAGUCGUAUUGAGGUUCCUGUUAGUGUGAGUCAGUGUUUUUUGCCGACUUUGGAACUGCCGGUUUCUGGGUAUGUGAUGAAGGGGGUGACGUUUGUUGUAAUGCAUAUGAGUGGAAACGGAAAAAAUGAUGGUUUUGUCAACGGUGAUGUUGAUGGUUUUGAAGAAGAAGAGGCUGCGUAUCGUGAAGCUGUGAUGGAGAUUUUGGAGAAUCAUAAAGAGAAGAUGAUGACGCUGCUGUAGUUGCGGGAAGGCAACGCCAUCCAUGUCAUCAAUGAACACACUUACUCGUGCCACGCUCUUUCUGUCACUGUUCGUGUUUUGUCGAAAUGUCCUCCAUAUAAAUCUUGUAGCAGAAGCUACAGUUUGGGUGGUGUAUGCAGCCCCGAUGUCAUUGUUGAACCUGACACCGCCGGGGGUGGUUGCAGCCGAGUUGGUGACCUUGUAGUCCACUGCUGCGGUUAUUUGCAGGAUUGCUAGAAUUGCAAGAAAGGGGACUAUUGAAGAUAUAUUGUUAGCCAUUUUGUAGUAAUGUUGCUUAUGUUUUAUGUGGGGUUGGGACAAUUGGGUUUAUAUACAAGGUUGAAAGUGGUGCACCAUGAGAAUCAUAGCAGGGAUUUGAAGUCAAAAGGCAGCAUAAACAUUGGAAAAUUUCUUAGUGGCCGGGGAAAGUGGUGCACCAAGAGGAUUUAUAGAUUUAUAUCGGGGACUUUGGACCUAUUCGUCUUAUCAACGAUUCAUUAUUUUAUCUCUGAAUUGUUUUCAA
Molecule: messenger RNA, 1546 nt
Organism: Erigeron canadensis
Lineage: Eukaryota; Viridiplantae; Streptophyta; Magnoliopsida; Asterales; Asteraceae
Exons: 2
Coding region: 16-1023 (335 amino acids)
Molecular function (GO): protein binding
Source: RefSeq, a predicted model, not a curated record